Zonotrichia leucophrys gambelii is the source of this 1806-nucleotide messenger RNA. Its product is annotated as proto-oncogene Mas-like. Gene Ontology annotation, cellular component: membrane. Lineage: Eukaryota; Metazoa; Chordata; Aves; Passeriformes; Passerellidae. The record is from RefSeq and is a predicted model, not a curated record. The transcript has 2 exons. Gene Ontology annotation, biological process: G protein-coupled receptor signaling pathway. Gene Ontology annotation, molecular function: G protein-coupled receptor activity. The coding region runs from base 346 to 1323 and encodes 325 amino acids.
UGUAAUUUCCUACUCCGCUCUGGCUCCACCAAGGCUAGGGAAACAACACCGGGAAAGCGCACAGAGAGGAGCCAGCAGGAUGGGAAUGGGGAGCUCCUGGUGAGCUGGGCACUUUCUCCUUCAUGUCCCUGACCUGGCAGGAGCUGCUUUAGGAUCCCAAAGGAGCAAGAGGGACCAGGAAGCGCUGCUGAUCUGCACAGAGCCCUUUGCCUGCUGCUGCCCCACAGGGAACAGGGAGCUGCUGAGGAGCCACAUGGUCCAGCCCUGGAGUCUUCAAGCACUGACUGCCCAUCCACUCUGACCACAGCCAGGAGCCACACCCCACUGCCUGCCCAGCGUCCAUCCAUGGAGGUGAGCACCGUGUCCUGUGUUUUCAUCUCACCAACUGACGCACCUGGUCAGUGUGAGAUCAAUGUCUCCAGCAUGGCCAUGCACAUUGUGAUGCUGCACGUUGGCCUCUGUGGGCUGGCUGGGAACGGGGUGUUCCUCUGGCUCCUGCACAUUAAUGCCAUCACUGACUUCAUAUUCUAUCAGGCCAUCACUGACUUCCUCUUCCUCAUCUUCAUGCUGCCCUCCACCCUGGUAUUCCUUGUGGAGGAGGUUUCCUGCUCGGCUAUAAUGCCCUCAAUGUAUAUGAGCCUGCUUUUCCAGCUGUCACUGUUCACCUACAAUAUAGGGCUGUACCGGCUGACAUUCAUCAGCAUUGAGAGGUGCAGGUCCAUCCUCUGCCUGUUUUUUUGUGGUUUUCAACUUCCUGAGCACCUGCUGAGGGUGGUGAUGAGUGUCUUGUACUGGGCCCUCCUCUUUGUUGUCAUCGCUGUCAAUCCCACGGUGACUUCCCUGUGCCAGUCACACGAGCAGGAGCAAUGUCGGGUGAUUCUCACUUCCAUGUACGCCCUCAGCCUCUUCCUAUUUGCAGCACCCAUGGUCAUUUCCAGCACAAUCCUCUUCAUUCAUCUCAAGCCUGGCUUACAGCAGCAGCCACUCAAGACACUUGACAUUGUUAUCUUCCUUGUUGCACUCUUCAAUCUGCCCCUCAGUCUCUGGAAUUUACUGCAGCAGCUUGGUUACACCGUUGUGCCCUCCCAGAUGGUUUUCUUGCUCACCAGCAUCAACAGCAGCAUCAAACCCUUCAUCUGCUUCAUGGUGGGGAGCUGGAAGAGAGACUGCUCCAUGGGGAGCUGCUGGAGGCACUGCUCCAUGGAGAGCUGCAGGAAGCACUCCUCCAUCCAGUCCCUAAGGAAGGCGAUCCACAGGGUGUUUGGGGAGCCAGAAGAAAACACUGCCUGUGGAGAUGAACCUUCUGUGGACACAGGGGUCUGAGUCCGUUGAUCUCUUCCACUACACUGCUGAAGGACCCUGGGACAGUGGCUGAGAGAUUCCUUGAGUCUCUUGAUCAAUAAAUACACACAGGAUCACCCUCCCUGUGCUGCUGCAUCCCCAGCCCCUUUCCAGGCUGCUCUGGGCUCUGAUCCGUGCUUGGGAGGCCUCAGCCUUGAGGAGCAGCCCCUGGGCUCAGCUCCUGUGGCGCUGAUCAGAAACACCCUCUGCUCCCAGCAACUGCUGCUGUCCAACCACCUCUCUCUGCUGUGUUAGUGCCUGAGACAUCUGAAUGGGGCGGGCCUGCAAGGAACUAUCAGACAUAAAUAAGGUUAAAUGCUGCUAAGUGAUAUUCCUCUGCUGAAUUGCUAAGUUUAAUGUAUUACUGAAGUACUGUUAAGUUGGAGUGCUGUAAAACUUUUAAGCCUUUUUCCUUUUAAUCCUUGUCCACCCUGUCCUUUUGUCAUACGCCCUUGAACACACACA